This is a messenger RNA of Cyclocybe aegerita, 2322 nucleotides long. NCBI's taxonomy places the organism in Eukaryota, Fungi, Basidiomycota, Agaricomycetes, Agaricales, Hemipholiotaceae. The record is from the annotation of a GenBank genome assembly.
AUGGCGGUCCGCAACGCGUAUACGGAGUCGGACGACGAAAAUCUAAUACGCUACAUUGCGAAACACAACCCAAGAGGCGAAGGCCGGCAGGGAAACAAACUGUACCAAAACUUGCAGGAGAAUACAUCUGGAAAAUGGCCAUGGGCCAAGCGGCAUCCCUGGUCGUCGUGGCGGGAACGAUACAAGAAGAACCAAGAAUACUUCGACAGGAAGAUCAAGCGAGAGUUGAAGAGACAAGCAGAGGGGUCUGGGAAGAAUGCAGGAGCGGGUUCGAGCAAGGACGUGGCGCGUCCGUUGGCGAAGAAGCCCGAGGUCAACAAGCCGAAGGCACUCCCUGUGAAGCAACGCGCUGAGGCACCCCCGAAGCCCAAGGAGGAGGUCGUGGAGGACAGCCAGACUGAAGACGAGCAGGAGGGGCCAGUAGGAAGUGACGACUACACGCGCGAGCUAUUUGGCUCGUUUGUCGAUGACAGCGAGGAACCGCAGAGGUCGGGAAGAACGUCGCCUUCCAGCUCUGUGGCCUCGCAACCACGAAAGGAGCCUCAAAUGCCCUUACCCAUCCCAUCCCAAGAGCCAACGCCUCCCAAAUCCGACGCUGUUUCGCCUAUUCGCGUGUUGCCGCAGCCGAAGAAGGUCAAGCGCAAGGCAGCUCAGGAUGACGACCCGUUCGAAACACCACCAUCGUCACCUAACGUUCGUCGGCCUGCACCGACGACGAGAGGAGCGCCGCCUACGUACAUCGAGGGCCCGUUCCGAACCACGAUCAAGCGCCCUCGUACAGUCUCGAACGAUGUUAAAGCGUGGCCCCCGAAGCGCCUAAAGAAGGAUCCCCCUUCCCAGACACAACAACUUGCCGCUCGGAAGCCUGGGCAUCUGCGCUUACCCGCACAGGUCCUCCCUGUUGCCUCGUCCUCAAAAGUUAAGCUUCCGGAGACGUCCAACGCUGCUCCUCAACCACCACCUCAGGACGUUUUCGAGUCCGCCAGGACUGAGUCCAAAGGCAAAGGACGUGCAGUUGAGAAGACGCCUCGUCGUAUUGACCUCAAACGCGAGAGCAUGCACGCCCUGCGUAAAAGCCGAGGUCGCUCGCGUUCAUCCACCGUGACUGCAGACUCAAGUGCGGUCGUUCGUCGGAGUGACGUACACUCAGGACUCAGUGGGACGCAGGAUACUCUCUUCGCGCUUUUCAAGAGCAAUCUACACCGACUGGGAGACGAGUAUGGGUUCUCAAAGGGCGUGGUCGAACAGACGUAUAGGGAGACAGGUUGCAUAGACAAAACGCGAGUUGUGCUGGAGUCGCUGAACGCAUCGAUGAAGGCUGCGGAGCGGGCCCUGCACGAGGCGAUGCCACACCUCUUCAUCCAUAACAUGGAUAUAGAGAUGGGUUCUGGGACGGACGAAGAGCAGGAGCCUGAGGGCAUUGUCCCCCCUGCCCAGAGCCAGCUUCCGUCGGCUGCAAGCAGCCCGAGGAACGCGCCGAGGAAGAGCGGCCCUCGUCGAAGCCUUACUAUCAAACCUACCCCGCCUGGCGAGAAUGACCGUAUGUCGGACUACUCGCCGCCUAAUACCUCGCGUGCUGGUCAGUACGCGAGACUCGUUCGACAAGGCCGGAAGGAGGAAGCGCUCGCGCGAGAGAGCCGCCGAGUAAGUGGGGUUUUCGUCCCAUAUACCCAAAAGAAGGCUAGGAUGCAGCGCCAGCCUGACUUGCCAUCGACCAACCCGUCACCUACCCCUGCUACCCGCCAACCCGCUGUCGAACCCAUCGAACUGCCUGCUGAUUUCCCUGCCCCUGCGUCAGCGCCAGUACCAGUGGCGGAUGACGACUAUGAUGACUUUUAUGUGACUGAGGAAGAGCAGCUGCAAGCUGAUGAUGAAUUUGAGCCGGAGCAGGGACCGGAGCCGUCGAGCCAACCCGCCCUGCAAUCGCCACCCAGAUCACAGCAAAUUCGCCGCUCACCCAGAGACAAAGACAUCCGGAAAAAAACCGUUGACUACAUGUCUAGGAGUCCGGAGAAAGACCAAUUCUCAAAGAUCGAGCCCGACGCAGAUGUGAAACCCCUUUCAAAUAAUGAGUCGAAGAAACUGCAAGAUGAGCACCGUCGACUCGCUUUGACGGUCAAGGAGGAGAACGCAGAUGCCAUGCGAGCCGUUGAAAAGAAAGUCGACCGUUCGACCGUCAAGCGGUGGUCGCUCGCCGUGUUGAAGGAGCAUGUCCAGAAGAUCACCUUGGCCGCAGACGCGGAGAUGGAAUACGAGGGUGGAGUGGCGGGAGAGGAGGGCGACGAUGAGAUGGAGGAAAAUCAUCAGAUACGAUUUGUGUAG